AUGGGGGGAGUGGAGAGGGGGCAUAGGGUGUUGGCAGGAGAGGAAGGAGGGGAUGGUAAUAGCGAGGACGCCAAUAAGGAGGACAGUGGAGAGCAGGAGCGAGAGGAGGAGAGGGGGAGUGAGGAGGAAGGGAGUGGAGAGUCGAGUGGGGGGGAGCGAGAGAGUGUAGGAGGAAGGGGAGGUGGGGGGCGGGCGCUGGGUAACAGGGAGGGAGGAGAAAGAGAGGAGGAAGAGGAUGGGGAGGGUGGAAGGGAGGAGAAAUACGUUGAGAAGCGUCGUGGGAAAGGGAAUAAGGGGAGACGUGGAGUAGGGGAGAACGCAGAGGGAGAGGAGGAAGAGGAGGAAGAAGAACGCGGAACAAGAGGGAAAGGUGGGAGAGGUGGGAGGGGUGGAAAGGGGUCUAGGGGAGGUAGGGGAGGUGAUGGAGAGGCGAAGAGGAGGAGAAGGCGAGGCAAACGGACUGCUGAUGCGAGCAAUGACGGGGAGGAGGGGAUGGAGGGAGAGGGGGUAGGGGGGUCUGUGGUUCGGAAGAGGAGGGGGAGGAGGCCUGCUGCAAGUCCCUUAGAGGGGGGAGAAGGAGGCGUGAUACAGUCACCAGCAGCAGCAUCGCCUGCCCCAAAGAAGAAGUAUAGGCGUGCGGAUGGGGGGGGAGACGGAGAGGGGCGAAUAGAUGCAGACACGGAUUCUGAAGAGACAACUGAGUCGGAGGGAGGGGAUAAUGAGAGCGAGGAUGGGGGUGCGGAGCAGGAGGGGGAGGAGGGUGGGGAGCAGGAGAGGAAGGAGCAGGAGAAAAGGGCCGCGGAAGGUAUGUCAGAGCGGAGAGUGAAAGGUCAAAGUAGAGAGCGGGAGGAGGAAGAGAGGGAUGAUGAAGAUGCAGAAAGGGGUGAAGGUGGGGGUUUGGGGAAAGAGAAGGGAGGAGGAGGGAAGGGAGGGGAGGAAAAGAGAGGCUCUGAGCAGCAAGAAGGUGAGAGAGAAGAGGAAGAGGAGGGUGAAACAGAGGAGGGGGAGGAGGAGGAGGAGGAGGAGGAGGAGGAGGAGGAGGAGGAGGAGGAGGAGGAGGAGGAGGAGGAGGAGGAGGAGGAGGAGGAGGAGGAGGAGGAGGAUGAGGAGGAGGAGGAGGAUUCUGAUGACGAGGAUGGUGCUGAGCUGGCAUUGGACGAAGCUGACGACGCAGAACCGGUGAUUCUGGACAGUGGGGCUGCUGCUGACGUGUCCACGCCCUCUGUUGAGCUGGCAGGGGAAGGGAGCGGGGAGGAUGUGACUGAAAUGAGGGAUAGAGAAGGGGAGGAAGAGGAAGAGGAGGUUAUGGAAGUGAGUGGGAGGAGGAGGAGCACAGACGGUGCGGAGGAGGUGGUGGUGGUGGAAGAGAAGGGGAGGAGGGAGGGAGGAGGUGGGAGAGCAAGGGACAGGCAGGUAGUUGACUUGGAGGGAUAUGGGAGUUCUCAAAUUCAAGAGAUUCAAGACACUCAGGAGGUUCAGCAGGAGGGGAAUGAGGGGACUGAGGAAGUUGAGGAUGAAGGGGAGGAUGAGGAGGAGGAGGAGGUUCAGGAGGAGGGGGAGGAGUUGCAGGCUGCUGACGUGGAUGAGGAGGAGAAUGACGUGGAUGAUGACGUGGACGAUGAUGCUGCUCAAGAGAAUCAGGAAGACGGGGGAGCGGGAUCGGGAGGUCCAGGCUCGGGGAAGGGUCAGGAGGAGGGCGGCAAAGGGAAGGCGGGAGAAGGAGCAGGAGGUGGGUCAGGAAGAGUUGGGAGAGAGGCAGGGGAGAAGGAUGAAGAGGGUGAGGAGGAGGGUGAAGGGGAGGAGGCGCAAAGGGAGGAGGGGAACGUUGGUGGUGGUGGUAACCGCAUGGUGGAAGGGACAGUAGAGAAACCUGCGAAAGCCCCGUCGAGCAUUCCGAAGAGAUUUCUCAAGGAGUUGAGGGAGCUUCGGGAAAUUAGUGGGAUUCCCGAGCCUGCUUUGGCCUCGGAUGCUGCCGAGCCUAGAGAAGGCACUCAGGCUCGGAAUGGGGCUGCAGCAGGCUCGGCGACACGUGGCUGGGUUCCUCCGAGUGUGCUUCACGAUCCAACCUCCAUUGCCUGCUAUGUGCCGACGAGUGGACCACAUGUUCCUAAGCAGCUGCCACGGGAUGUCAUGAGUUUGGGUGUGCGCUUGUUUGCGAAGAGCCCUGGCGCAUUGUUGUGGCAGCAGCAAGCCAAGGCAAGGGGAGGAGGAGGCUCCAUGAGAAAGGAAAAUGUGCCUUCUAUCACCAGUUACAGUUCUUUCUUUGUAGGUUUAGAGAGCCAGAAGUAG
Molecule: messenger RNA, 2289 nt
Organism: Closterium sp. NIES-65
Lineage: Eukaryota; Viridiplantae; Streptophyta; Zygnematophyceae; Desmidiales; Closteriaceae
Source: the annotation of a GenBank genome assembly